AUGGAGCAGGUGACUGACAGCGUGCCCUGUGAACACCUCGAGGCCAAUGUGCUCACCCAGCGCUGCUGUCAAAGCUGCUUCCACCUUGAGGAGGCCCGUGGAGCAAGGCACCAGGAGCCUGGGAGCCCUUCCCGUGCCGAGGCACCCUACUGUGACCUGCCCCGCUGCCCGCCAGCCCCUGAGGACCCGCUCGGCACCUCAACCUCUGCUUGCCAGUCUGCGGUGGGCCUGGGCCUCAGGCAGGGGCCCGAGAGGGACCUGUCCCCAACAGCAGGACUUCCUGAGGAGGACCCCAAAGCGGCCCUCAGGAGCGGGCACCAGGAACUCGAGGUGGUGCCCUAUCUGGAGGGCCUGGCCCCCUCCCUGGGUGGCAGCUGCUCCGAGGACCCGGGCUUUGACACCAGCUGCAGCCCCGACAGCAGUACCACCGAUGACACCAGCGAGUCGUCCUCCGUGGACUGGGGCACUGUUGAGCGGUGGACGGAAGGUCCCAGCUGGGACCAGCUUACGAUGAUCCCGCAAAGGGCCCAGGAGGGACAAAGAGCCGACAGAGCCCGGAGGGUCUCCAGGUCCCCUGCAAGAGGAGACACCGCAGGCCAGAAAAAGGAUGACACUGGCGGUGUGACCCGCAGUGCCGGGCAGCACUGGGCGAAGCUCCGGGGGGAACGUGGGUGCUUCUCCUCGGAGCGACACGGCUCAGCCCCUGCCCCGGCUUCCUCUGCGACGCCACAGCACAGACCUCGAAGCACCACCCCACCGGCCUCUGCGCAGCGAGAAGCCCCCCAGGCCUCCCCAUCCCACAGAGUCACCCAGAGGGACAACCCAGGCGCCUCAUCCACACAGUGGAACACCCAGGCAACGCCCCUGCCCUCCAGAGGAAGCCCACAGGGCAGCCCCGGAAGCUCGUCCACCCAGCAAAGCCGUCCUCGUCCUCGACUGUCCUCCCCCGUCAGAGCUGCCCACCAAGACGGAGCCUCUACCCAGCAGGACAGCCCACAGAUUGCUAUUCCCACUUCUCAACGGGAGAUCUCCAGGACCUCCUGUGCCCAGCGGGACAACCUCAGAGCCUCCUCCCCCAACAGGACCACCCAGCGGGACAACCCCAGAACUUCCUGUGCCCAGCGGGACAACCCCAGAGCCUCCUCCCCCAACAGGACCACCCAGCGGGACAACCCCAGAACUUCCUGUGCCCAAAGGGACAACCCCAGAGCCUCCUCUCCCAACAGGACCACCCAACCGGAAAACUCGAGAACUUCUUGUACCCAAUGGGACAAUCCCAGAGCUUCUCCCAACAAAACCAUCCAGCAGGAAAACUCUAGAACCUUCUGUGCCCAGGGCAAUCCCAGAGCCUCCUCCCCCAACAGGACCACCCAGCAGGGCAACCCCAGAACUUCCUGUGCCCAAAGGGGCAACCCCAGAGCCUCCUCUCCUAACAGGACCACCCAGCGGGACAACCCCAGAGCCUCCUCUCCUAACAGGACCACCCAGCGGGACAACCCCAGAACUUCCUCUCCUAACAGGACCACCCAGCAGGACAACCCCAGAGCCUCCUCCCCCAACAGGACCACCCAACGGGAAAACUCGAGAACUUCUUGUACCCAAUGGGACAACCCCAGAGCCUCCUCCCCCAACAGGACCACCCAGCGGGACAACCCCAGAACUUCCUUUCCUAACAGGACCACCCAGCGGGACAACCCCAGAGCCUCCUCCCCCAACAGGACCACCCAACGGGAAAACUCGAGAACUUCUUGUACCCAAUGGGACAAUCCCAGAGCUUCUCCCAACAAAACCAUCCAGCAGGAAAACUCUAGAACUUUCUGUGCUUGGGACAAUCCUAGAACCUCCUCUCCCAAUAGGACCACCCAGCGGGGCAACCCCAGAGCCUCCUCCCCCAACAGGACCACCCAGCGGGACAACCCCAGAACUUCCUGUGCCCAACGGGACAACCCCAGAGCCUCCUCCCCCAACAGGACCACCCAGGGGGACAACCCCAGAGCUUCCUCCAUCCAACAGAUCACCCCCAGAACCUCCCCUGCCCAACGAGCCACCCCUAGAGCCUCUUGUACCAGAUGGGAGCACCUCAGAAGCGCCUGCACCCAGCGGGACGGCCCUGGGACUCCCACCUUUCAGAGCGGCGUCAAGGACAACCCUGGCCCUCCAUCUCACGGAAGCAGUCCCAGGAACCCUUCUCCCCACCGCACCAACAGAGACAUCCCCUGGGCUUCCUUUCCGCUCCGGCCAACUCCCAGCGACGGUCCCCGAACCUCUUCCCCAUCACGCUCCAAGCAAAGUGAGGUGCCCUGGGCGUCCAUUGCCCUCCGGCCAACCCAAGGUGACAGGCCUCAGUCCUCGUCUCCCUCCAGACCAGCCCAGCGUGAGCCACCCCAGGCCUCCUCUGGCCCCUCCGGGGCCACCUCUUCUAUCCACAGCCCGGGCCACCUCGGGGCCUGGCGGACCUCCUUGCCUGUGUACCCCGCAGCCCGCGGGGCGCCCCAGUCCUUCUCUGAGCCCUUCCAGCCAGCCUGUGCCGUGUGCAUCGGACACCGCGACGCCCCUCGAGCCUCUUCCCCGCCGCGCCAUUUGCAGCACGACCCCUUCCCCUUCUUCCCCGAGCCCCAGGCCACUGAGAGCGAGCUGCCCCACCAUGACCCGCCCCACCUGCCACCGGCGGUGUGCAUUGGCCACCGCGAUGCCCCCUGGGCGUCCUCGCCGCCUCGCCAGACCCAGCACGACCCCUUCCCGUUCCUCCCAGACACGACGGACUCUGAAAAUGAGCCCGCCCACCACGAGCCUCCCCAGAUGCCCCCAGCCGUGUGCAUCGGGCACCGGGACGCGCCCCGGGCCUCCUCCCCACCACGGCAGCUCCCCGAGCCCUCCUUCCUGUUCCAGGAUGUCCCCAGGGCCAGCACCGAGAGCCUCGUCCCUUCCACGGACUCUCUGCACGAGGCCCCGCGCCCGCCCGCGCCCGUGUGCAUCGGGCACCGGGAUGCCCCCUCCUUCUCAUCGCCCCCGCGCCAGGCCCCCGAGCCCUCCCUCCUCUUCCAGGACCCCCCAGGGGCCAGUAUGGAGAGCCUGGCCCCCUCCACCGACUCUCUGCACGGCUGCCCCCGGCUGCCGCCCCAGGUGUGCAUCGGCCAUCGAGACGCACCCCGCGCGUCCUCCCCACCCCGGCACCCGCCCAGUGACCUGGCGCUCCUGGCGCCUUCGCCUCCCCCGGGCAGCUCGGGGGGCUCCCGGGGCUCGGCAGCCCCCUGGGAGACCAGGCACAACCUGGAGAGGGAGGAGUACACCGUACUGGCUGACCUGCCCCCGCCCAGGAGGCUGGCCCAGAGGGAGCCAGGGCCCCAGGCGCAGGGCAGCAGCGCCGGCCGCACCCGCAGCCCUGGCCGUGCAGAGGUGGAGCGCCUCUUCGGACAGGAACGCAGGAAGCCCGAGGCACCAGGGGCCUUCCAGGCUCGGGACGGGGGACGGUCACAGCGGCCCAACCAAGGCCAAAGCCAGCUUUACCGAAGACAGUCCAGCCCCAUCCCCAGCAGGCAGGUGAACAAGCUCCCUGCCCAGCAGGCAGAACCAGCCCAGCGGAGCAGAGCAGAGCCCCCACCGUCCAGGAGUCCCGCGAGGCGGCCUGAGGGGGACCGGCGACUCCAGGCCUCCUUACCACCCCCCAGGACAUCGGCCAGACCCCCUGAGAGGGAGCCACGGACAGAAAGACCUGCUCAAGGAGGCCAGGCAGACCCACGGCAGCCUCUGAGGGGGUGGCAGAGCCAGGAGGAGCUUGGAGGGUCCCAGGGCUCCCACAGACACCUGGAGAGAAGUUGGAGCAGCGACGGGGAGGGCCCAGGGCCUGAGGACCGGCCGGGACUUGGGGAGCCCGGCCUGGGGGCCGCCAGAGCCCUGGAGGGAACAUGGAGGGGCCCUGCCAUGGAGUACAGGGAGAGCUGGGGCCAGUCAGAGGCCUGGGAGGAGGAGCCCCCCAGGAGUGGGCUGCAGGAGCCCCUCUCCAGUCCCCGCUGGCCUGGGACUCCCCCAGAGAGCGCCUGGGCAGGCCCAGCAGACUUCCCACUCCCUCCGCAGCCUGAGACGCCCUCCGCCCUGGGCUGGAGGGACGAGGGAGCAUGCCCACACCGCCUUGGUCCUGAGAGGCCACCGGAUCUUGACUGGAGGGACUUGCUGGGCCUCUUCCGGGCACCUGGGGAGGGGGCCUGGGCCCGACUCCCACGGCUGGACUGGGAAGGCCUCCUGGAGCUCUUGCAGGCCCGACUGCCCCACAAGGACCCAGCUGGACACUGGGGUGGCCCAACCAGGACUUCAGGACCAGAACUGGUCCCCCCAGGCACAAAGGAUGCCCCAAAGCCAGAGCAACACAGCCAACCCAAAGACUGGAUGGAGGCCACUCAAGUUAAUGGACACAGCCCUGGGCAGCAGCCCCAGAGCCUGGCACAGCCACCAAUCCCUGCCUGCACCUCCACCUCCACCCAGUGGCUAAAGACCAAAGUGACCAGUGAACCCGAGACCUCAACCCUGGGCGGUCCAGAACAGAGAGGCCACCUGGGGAGCAGCAGCCCAGCAGAGGGGCCCAGCCGGCCAGAGCUGGAGUUCCAACCAGAGGAGCGCGAGGCGACAGAACAAGGCAAAGGCCAAGAUUCACGGACUGACCAGAAGCAGGCGGACCCGGCAGACAAGAGGCCAGCAGAGGGCAAGGCUGGGAGCCCGCUCAAGGGCCGACUGGUGACCUCAUGGCGGAUGCCCGGGGACCGGCCCACGCUGUUCAAUCCAUUCCUGCUGUCUCUGGGGGUCCUCAGGUGGCAAAGGCCCGACCUGCUCAACUUCAAGAAGGGAUGGAUGUCCAUCUUGGACGGGCCUGGAGAGCCCCCUUCCACGCUCCCUGCGGCCUCGGCCCCGGCCCCCUGCUCAUCGCCCCUCUCCCCACAGUGGAAGAAGCACUGGUUUGUGCUGACGGAUUCAAGCCUCAAGUAUUACAGAGACUCCACAGCGGAAGAGGCAGACGAGCUGGACGGAGAGAUUGACCUGCGCUCCUGCACAGAUGUCACCGAGUUCGCAGUGCAGCGCAACUAUGGCUUCCAGAUCCACACCAAGGAUGCCGUCUAUACCUUGUCGGCCAUGACCUCGGGCAUCCGGCGGAACUGGAUCGAGGCUCUGAGGAAGACCGUGCGUCCAACGUCAGCCCCAGAUGUCACCAAGCUCUCGGACUGCGACAAGGAGAACACCCCUCGUGGCUGUGGCACCCAGAAGGGCUCCCUGAAGGCCGGGGAGCAGCGGGCCGCUCGCGAGGUCGUUGGCCGGGGCGGCCCUCGGAGCGCCGAUGGGCCUCGGCAGGCCCCGGACUACGUGGAGCUCUCCCCGGUGGCUCAGCGCAGCCCGCAGCGGGCCCGCACCCCCGACCGCCCAGCCAAGCAGGAGGAGCUGGAGCGCGACCUGGCCCAGCGCUCCGAGGAGCGCCGCAAGUGGUUUGAGGAUAGUCGGGCCCCAGAGGCGCCCGCUGGUGAGGGGCCGCGCAGGAGCCUGGGCGCCCCGCUGACCGAGGACCAGCAGAGCCGGCUCAGCGAAGAGAUCGAGAAGAAGUGGCAGGAGCUGGAGAAGCUGCCUCUGCGGGAGAACAGGCGGGUGCCGCUCACCGCCCUGCUCAACCAAGGCCGAGGCGAGCGCCGCGGGCCCCCGGGUGACAGCCACGAGGCCCUGGAGAAGGAGGUCCAGUCUCUUCGAGCCCAGCUGGAGGCGUGGCGUCUCCGAGGGGAGGCUCCUCAGAACGCACCCAGACCCCAGGAGGAUGGCCUCAUCCCCCCAGGCUACAUCUCUCAGGAGGCCUGUGAGCGCAGCCUGGCGGAGAUGGAGUCCUCGCACCAGCAGGUGAUGGAGCAGCUGCAGCGGCACCAUGAGCGAGAACUGCAGCGGCUGCAGCAGGAAAAGGAGUGGCUGCUGGCCGAGGAGACGGCUGCCACGGCCUCAGCCAUGGAAGCCAUGAAGAAGGCCUACCAGGAGGAGCUGAGCCGGGAGCUGAGCAAGACGCGGAGCCUGCAGCAGGGCCCAGAUGGCCUCCGCAAGCAGCACCAGUCGGACGUGGAGGCGCUGAAGCGGGAGCUGCAGGUGCUGUCGGAGCAGUACUCACAGAAGUGCCUGGAGAUCGGGGCGCUGACGCGGCAGGCCGAGGAGCGCGAGGACACUCUGCGGCGCUGCCAGCAGGAGGGCCAGGAGCUGCUGCGCCACAACCAGGAGCUGCACGCCCACCUAUCGGAGGAGAUCAGCCGGCUGCGCGGCUUCGUCGCCUUGCAGGGCACCGGCAAUAGCCGCGGGCGCCCCGAGCGCAGCUCCUGCGAGCUGGAGGUGCUGCUGCGGGUGAAGGAGAACGAGCUCCAGUACCUGAAGAAGGAGGUGCGGUGUCUCCGGGACGAGCUCCAGGUGAUGCAGAAGGACCAGCGCUCCACCUCGGGGAAGUACCAAGACGUGUACGUGGAGCUGAACCACAUCAAGACGCGGUCAGAGCGGGAGAUCGAGCAGCUGAGGGAGCACCUGCGGCUCGCCAUGGCCGCCCUGCAGGAGAAGGAGUCCACGCGCAACAGCCUGGCCCAGUAGCCGUCCUGGUGGUCCAGUCCAGCUGCAGACCCUCCAGCCCAAGGGACCAGCUGCCCUCCUUCCCUGAUGGGUGGAGUCAGAAGCCAAGCUUUCUCGCCACCCUGUGGCCGCGCACGCACUCACCCCCACCACACCCGCGCACACUGCGGAUCUGAGCGCGCCCCGCACUGGGUCUUACCUUGCACCUUCUUCAGGAUUUUAUAUGUGAAGAGAUUUUUAUAGAGAUUUUUUUCCCCAGAACACUUUAUACUUUUUAAAAAAGCAGUUCCUGGUGGUGUGUGCCACCAGCCCCAACGUCCCUGUCUCCAGGCCCUGCUGGGGCGCCAGGGCCUCCGGGAGGCCUGGGCAGCAGCCAGGGCAGACUGGUGGGGAGUGGCUGGGAGCCAGCACCCCCUUCCUGCCCUACCUCCUGCUAACUACUUCCUGCCCUGGCUGGACCCACACCCUGGGACGCUGGACACAGGGACAGAUGGACAGAGGAAGCCAGCAGCUGCCCCGCGGCCCCACCUCCUCCUCCGAGGGGUGCCGGUCAUGGGAACGCUGGCACCACCCGGAAGGCGCUUCUCUCCUGCUCCGUGAACCUUUUAACUUAAUAAAACGUUUCAGCAGC
This is a messenger RNA of Sciurus carolinensis (gray squirrel), 7201 nucleotides long. It is a transcript of the gene Triobp, whose product is annotated as TRIO and F-actin binding protein. Gene Ontology annotation, cellular component: actin cytoskeleton. The transcript is spliced from 23 exons. Lineage: Eukaryota; Metazoa; Chordata; Mammalia; Rodentia; Sciuridae. Gene Ontology annotation, molecular function: actin filament binding. The record is from RefSeq and is a predicted model, not a curated record. The coding region runs from base 1 to 6591 and encodes 2196 amino acids. Gene Ontology annotation, biological process: actin filament organization; positive regulation of substrate adhesion-dependent cell spreading.